Molecule: messenger RNA, 7368 nt
Organism: Myiozetetes cayanensis
Lineage: Eukaryota; Metazoa; Chordata; Aves; Passeriformes; Tyrannidae
Gene: NR6A1
Product: nuclear receptor subfamily 6 group A member 1
Exons: 10
Coding region: 35-1453 (472 amino acids)
Biological process (GO): regulation of DNA-templated transcription
Molecular function (GO): DNA-binding transcription factor activity; sequence-specific DNA binding; zinc ion binding
Source: RefSeq, a predicted model, not a curated record
CCCCGGCCCGGCCCGGCGCGGCCCCGGCGCCGCCAUGGAGCUGGAGCCGCCCGCCGAGCUCCCGGAGCCCCGCGCCGCCAGCAAGGGGCCGCCCCGCACCGCUGCAGAUGUGGAGCAGAUGAGUUCCUCCUCUCCUGUCCUCCCUAUGAACUCCAUGGGCAAUGAGCGGGUGGAUCAGCGAACCUGCCUGAUCUGCGGGGACAGGGCCACGGGGCUGCACUAUGGGAUCAUCUCCUGCGAGGGCUGCAAGGGCUUCUUCAAGCGGAGCAUCUGCAACAAGCGGGUCUACAGAUGCAGCCGGGACAAGAACUGCGUCAUGUCACGCAAACAGCGCAACAGGUGCCAGUACUGCCGGCUGCUCAAAUGCCUCCAGAUGGGAAUGAACCGCAAAGCAAUCAGAGAGGAUGGCAUGCCAGGAGGCAGAAACAAAAGCAUUGGACCUGUCCAGAUAUCAGAGGAAGAGAUUGAGAGAAUUAUGUCUGGGCAAGAGUUUGAGGGAGAGGCAAAUAUGUCAUGGAGCAACAACGGAGACAGUGAUCACAGUUCCCCUGGAAAUGGAGUUUCUGAGAGCAACCAGCCUUCACCUGUUUCUACGCCAUCUUCAAGUAGGUCCGUGGAGCUGAACGGGUUCGCCGCACUCAGGGAUCAGUACAUCGGCACACCGGUGUCCACGCACUAUCAGUACCUCCCGCACCUUUUUAGCUACUCUGCUCACUCGACCCUGGUGCCCCCCCAGACGCGCAGCCUGGACCCCCAGUCUCACAGUCUGAUCAACCAGCUGGUGUCGGCGGAGGACCUGGAGCCGCUGGGGACGCCGAUGCUCAUCGAGGACGGGUAUAAAGUGACUCAGGCAGAGCUGUUUGCGUUGUUGUGUCGUCUGGCAGAUGAAUUGCUUUUCAGGCAGAUUGCUUGGAUCAAGAAGCUGCCGUUCUUCUGCGAACUCUCCAUCAAGGACUAUACCUGCCUGCUCAGCUCUACGUGGCAGGAGCUGAUCCUGCUCUCCUCCCUGACUGUUUACAGCAAGCAGAUCUUUGGUGACCUGGCAGAUGUCACCUCCAAGUACUCUCCCUCUGAUGACGAGCUGCACAGAUUCAGUGAAGAGGGGAUGGAGGUGAUGGAGCGCUUGAUCUACCUCUUUCGCAAAUUUAACCAGCUGAAGGUCAGCAACGAGGAGUACGCGUGUAUGAAAGCCAUCAACUUCCUCAAUCAGGACAUCAGGGGGCUGACCAAUGCAUCCCAACUGGAGCAGCUGAAUAAGCGGUACUGGUACGUUUGCCAGGAUUUCACGGAGUACAAAUACCCACACCAGCCAAACCGCUUCCCGGACCUAAUGAUGUGUUUGCCAGAGAUAAGAUAUAUUGCAGGAAAAAUGGUGAAUGUCCCCCUGGAGCAGCUGCCUCUCCUUUUUAAGGCCGUUCUACAUUCCUGCAAGACGAGCGUGAGCAAAGAGUGAGCCCAGCUGGCCCCGGCCGGUGCCUUACGCUGUGAGCUGGCUCACCCCGGGAGAGGGGCAAAGGCCAUCCAGGCAGGAGAUGGGGCAGGGGCGGCCCUGCCCUUGUAGCAAGAAUCUUUUUUGUUUGUUUUUGUUUUUUUACUCUUUUUCCUAUAUAUUUAUUUCACGACAGAGUUGAAUGUAUGAUCUUCAACACGAUGCACAUGGUUCUGUAGGAAUGCAGCAGAUGCAUUCUCCAGCGGUUUACAGAAUGUGAAGAUGUUUAAUGUUACAGUGUUUGUUAGGGUUAGUUCUUUUGUAUUUGGGGCUGGGGACCGAGAUGACUAAGACUACCUCAAGGAGAAGAUGCUGUUCAUGCACUGCUCUUUCCAUGGUUUGUAUCCAAAAGCGUUUGUCAUAGAGAGCAAACGGCCUCCCCGUGUCGACAGAGCUGUUGGUACCCCAAAGGGACGACUUUGGAGAAUUGGGUAGUAGAGAAGUGCCAAGCUUUUUUCUUUAAGUUUAAAAAGGCAGGGAGUGGAGAAGAAGGAGAAGCCUGUCUGGGCAGUUGGUUUCUUUUCCCCUGGCAGUUUCUAGAUGCAGGUUUCCCAGUGGGAUGGCAGUGUCUGGAACUGUGAGGGGCUUGCUGCCCCUGUAUCCCUCUGGGGAGCUGUGGGCAGGGGUCUACCCCAACCCCUCCUGGCCAGCUGCCCUCUCACUAUUCCCACAACAUGUUCCAAUUCCACUGAAAUUUUGUUCCUGCAGUUCGUAGCAGGCUCCUGGCAUUACACAAAGGUGCUCUUGUUGCUAGAGAACUGCAAGUACUUUCUCAUCACUUCCUUAACAUCCAUUUUAGAUUCACAAAAGCAGGAAAAACCUACUUAGAGAAGAGGCAGGAUUGCCCCCUUUAUUGUGUUCUUCUGAGAUGGUACCUGACUCUUGAAGCUUCUGCAGUGCAGCAAUCCCCAUUUCUGGGAGCAGUUAAUGUACCAUGUGGUUAAAUGUGACCUGUGUAAUGGGGUGAGGGACUCCAGUGUCGUCUGGUAUGGCUUUCUCUGCUGGACUCAGGGAAUGUGUGUUUCAUAGUUCAUCCUGCCAGGACUGUUCUGCUGCUUGUGGAAUCUUAGGAAAAACAGCAUUACUGCAGUCCUUGGUGACCUGCUCUGUCCUAGGUGUUGCAAGGCUUGGAUUUUCUAUUUGCAAGCUCCCCACCGCUCCAGAUGGGGAACUGGUUUGAUGGCAACUGAUUAGUUGAUGGAGUGAUUGCUGAGUGCUGGUGUUCAGCUUAACUUAGGCAUUCUCAUGAGUGAUCUCAUGGCUUCUGCUCAUAGUGGGGAGGUUGGAUGACAUGCUCUUGUUCUCAUCUCCUUCAGUACGAAUUAAUGUUCAAAGACUCAGUCACUCUCCUAGACAGUCCUGGCUAGAUUUCCCUCCCUGUCUCCUUAGAUGUAGAUCUGACAUUUGUGUAGCAAUAUGGUUCAUUGACAGGUGUUUGAAUACUGAUUUAAAAAUAUUUGGGGAAACAGCUUUUGAUCCUUCAGGGUCGAAGGGACGAGUCGCUCCCUCUUUGGCUUGCCCUGAUGACAGCGUGGCACAGGGCGGGCACAGCCCGGGGGAGCUGCAGCUGCCGUGGAUGAACGUGGUGGGGAACAGGAGAAAAAUCCCAUUCACCAAAGUCGUCUUCCCCUCGCUCCCUCCCUCCCCCCUUCUCUCCCCCCGGCCCAGCGGGUGCUCCCUGGGUGCAGCCCCUGGGACACGGUGACCCCUGGCUCGGCACGCCUCGGUCAGGCAGUGGCGGUGCCGAUGGCUGCGCUCGCCCCACUGCUGGCUGGGCACCCCCUUGGGCAUCUUCAGCUCAACGGUUUCCCUUUUCUCAAAGUCCAUAGCUGCUGAUUUGUCAUUAUUUAAACAGGAUGUUACGGGUAACAGCUGCUGGGCCCAGCAGCAGCUCAGCUCGAUGGAGCUUCACACCCAAAGGUGGUUCCGUAAAUCUCAUUUACUUUGACAGUACAAUGAGACACACGUGUAUUCUCAGGAAAGCCUUCUGCAUACAGCCUAUACCUCAUGUGUACAGGGGAAGAUUGUAGUGUACCUGUUUGUAAGUUAGAAAGUAUUUCUCAGCUUUUAAGUUUAAUUUCUGAAUAGCUUGAUAUGAUCUUUUUAUUACGGGUUAUUUCUGGCUUGCUGUUUUAUACACUCAAGGAAUUGUUAAAAUUACAUAGGAGUAAUUUUAUUCUACAGUGAAUUAUUAUAAUCUGUUGAUAAGUGUUUUAAUUAGUGUACAUAAAAACAGUCAUCUUAUUGCCAGCCAUCCAACAAAAUAAUCUAUUGGGUAAUCUGUGGUUUUCCAAAAUAGCCUCCCAAAACUAAUGCUGUACCAACAACAACCAAAAACCUAAAUGCAGUUAGGAUGAUGAACGGACAUGACAUUUCUACUUUCUGUUGUAGAAAGCAAAUUUUCCAAAGGUUGAUUGGCAGCAGUAUCCGUUCCCAAGUACUCAUUUGCUGUAGGGAGUAGAAAAUCCUUCCUGAACUGACAGGUAGGGAAGCAGCAAACAGAACAGAAUCACCGGACAGUCAUUCCUGAUAUCUUCUGCACCAAGUCCUCUAACGACUUGUAUUUUUUAAACAGGGUAAAGUGAAUGUGUUGCAUUGCAAACUCAGGUAUUAUGAGAAGGUAGGAGUGUAGCUAGAGACGUAGAGAUGUUAGGUCAGUCACUAGAUGUAUUUGUGAAUUUGGUUUGAAGGACACCCUGGAAAGGUUGGAAUUUUUGUUCCAUUCUUCACGUAACAUUCGGUUUACAGGGACUCAUAUUUUAUUUGUGCUUAAUGCUAGUAGGGGGAAGUUCAUUAUCUUAGGUACCUAUCUGCUCUUGCUUAUCUGACCUUCUGUCAGAGAGGAAUCAAUCAACAAUAAUAGUCUUUGGUAGAAUUUUCUGCCAUGACAAGUCAAUUUUUAUCCCUGAUUUGAAAGAUAAAUUGGUUGGCUGACCCCCUCCUCUCCUUCAAAGCGUCUGUGCAGAUGGAAAGCUGAAGAGUUACUUUUAAUCCGAGCAGAGAUUUGGGACAUAAAUUUGAAGCUCUUGGGCUCAUGUUCUUGGAGGGUUGGUGCUGAGGGGUCCUCGCUGCAGUUGUGCAGUUUGAAGGUGUCCCCAGGCCAGGAGUGGAGCAGGAACUGCUGCCACCGGCUGAUGGGGCGAGUGUGAGCCCCUGGGGCCUCAGCAAAAGCUUUUGGAAGGUGCCUGAGUUUUCUUCCACUUGAGCUCAGGCUCCUGCCGGGUAGGGAGUCCUUGUCCUGAGCAUGUCCAGCCCUGCAGGAGGGCAGGGGAUGAGGGGCAUCCAGGAUGCUCAGAGGUGCUGGGCACCCCAAAACUGGUGGGCUCUGGGCAUGGCAGAAGUGCAGUGGCAGGAGCUCACUCUGCACUGCGUUGCGUGUGCAUUAGGUACUGCUCAGCUGUGAAUUGUGCCAGUGGCCGUCAUCUUUCUCCUCUCAUGCCCACCGUGCUCUGCAGAGGCACUGUGUGCUUUGGGUCAUCCAGGAGCAACUCUGGACUCCUCUGGGACUCUUAAAUCCACAACUUUAAUUCUGAAAUCUUUUGCCAUGUCCCAGCACACACAGGGCGCAGGGGGCAGGCGGGUGAGCCGCGGUCAGUGGGAUCAUCAGCCAGUGCAGCUGAGCUGCUGCCCCAGUAACACCCCUGUUCCCAGUGCUGGGGCAUUGCUUUGAGAGUGAGGGGUCCCAGGGAUGUGAACAGGGCUCCUGGGCUGCUCUGGCUUGCCAGGGUAGGCCUGGGUGGCUGUGCCACCACCCUGCAAAGGCUCAAGUGCCACUCGCUGCUGUCCCUCCUGUGCCACACAUGGCAGGAUCUGCCCUGGCUCUUCAGGCUUCUGCACAGACCCGCAGCCACCUCAGGUUCAGGAGUUUAAGUCUUGUCCUUCAAACCAACUUUUUUUAACAAAACUUGAAUUUCUUUUACCUUUACUACAUUUUUUAAAAGUUAAAAAAGGAAAAAAAAAAAAGAUUCUCCUGUGAAUGUGCUAUUUCCCGCUCGUUCUUUCUUCCUUCUUAGUUUUGAUUUGAAGCUAUGAAGCUCUGUGUCUGUGAAAAUGUUGUUAUUUCUCAGGAUAAUAAGCGGCAAUCAUCCCUGCCACAUGAAAGGCAGGAGAAAGGGGGAAACUUGGGGAACUAGUUUAAGUAUGAAACUAAUUUUUAAGUUGUAGAUGAUGUGUAAAUGGAGGGAAAUGCAUAGGUGUCAGUGUCAAGCUGUGGUGUUUCUCUGGGUUCACGGUGUGUUGUUUCAAUACACAGAAGCUCAGGGAUAAGUAUUUAAAAUGUGACCCAGAGAAACCCUAGUUUUGAUGUUGCAACAGUUGCUUCUUUCAUGACUUGUCUGAGAGCUGACCAAAGCCCCGUAUGGGGAUUUUGGAGGAAAAGCUUUAGGUUUGGCUGUGGGGUUUGCCUGCUGAAGGCUCAGGUGUGGUUCUAUGGGCAAGCAUCCCCAAGGUGUGUGGUGCUGCCAGCACAUCAGCCCCUGGGUCUGGGGGAGGUUUGUCUCUAUUUCUGCAUUACCUCAUCCUCCUGCCUUUGGUGUUAAAUGCAUUUGAGUGCUCGUGGAAAAGGGGAAACAAGAAUUCCUCAUUGUGCCCCUGGCAGCCAGUCCCAGGGCUCUGGACUCUGUUGCUUAUGAAUUACGGCAUCUUAAUUUCCACCAGUACAACUUUCUCACCGUGGUCAGAAGGUUGUAGUCAGAGAGAGGGACUGGUGGAUUACACCUGCUACGAGUGUCCGAACGGCCCGUCCAGCCGUGGGCAGAGCCAGCGCUGAACCAAAGCCAGUGAAAGUUUGCAGGGCUGAAACUCCCCUCCCAGCACCCUCAGCCAGCAUCCGCACACUGGAGCUUAAAUGGGCCCACAGAAAGACGGGGAGGCAAAUCCAGGCAGUGUCUUCCCCUUGGAAAAAACCUUCUAAAUAGCUCCUGUGAGCUGCCUCUGACAAGUCCGUGAAAGAAGCAACAUGGUUCAGUGGAAGAAAAACCUCCAAGGGCAAAAAGAAACAGAAAUUGAAACCAGGUGACGAUCAACCUUAACAAAGCCUUUUGUGAUUCAUUGUUUUCUUUCAAUUUAUAAAAUAUCUUGUAAUAGUUGAUAACAUUAUUGACUCAAUUUCCAUAACUAAACUACCUCGUGUGACAUCCUGUUUAUCAUCUCAAAGGGAUUGUGUGAAAAACUAAACACUGCCAGUGUCUGUUGCCAGCGAGGAACAGGGGCUGUGAUGGCUGAAAUUGUGACUCCCUUCUCAUGGGAGCCCCUCCUGGAGAGGUCGUGGCUCUUGUUAGUUUGGUUUUUGUUGGUGCCCAUCCAGCCUGGCUCCAGCUCAGUCCUGGUGCAGAAGCUGUGUCUGUAUCUGGGACCACACAGCUCCCUGUGUGUCCGUCCUGGGCAGGCAGCGGGGCCGGUGUGCUGUGCGUGCUUGUGUCGGCCCCUCGCUGGCUUGUGGGAUGUUUCCAGGAGGGCUGCUCCAGGUUGUUGGGUCCUUCUGCUGCAGUUCCAAAGGGUGGUUUCUCCCAUUCAUUUUUCCCACAAUCCCUUGUGUAAGUCAGGGAAGCAGGAUGUUGCCUCAGCACGACACCCGGUGACCAUUGGCACACUCAGAGCCGGGGCUGGGGCAGGGCGGCGUGUCCGGCCGGUGCCGCCCUGGCCCCGCGGGUGCCGCGCUGUGCCCGGGAGCUGCCCCUCGUCCCUGCGCCACGACCAAAUGAAUGUCUGUGCCGGCGUGUCCGGGCGGGACCGGCGCCAGCCCAUGUCAGCCCGGCCUGCCCCUGCUCCGCUGCUCUGCUCUGGGACUUGACUACCUGUGGAAAUGUGACCAAUAAGUGUUGAAUGCAUGUUUAGCGAGUGUUUAGCUGAAUGAACUAAUAAAUGUGAAUUGUUCUGCA